GCGUGCAGACACAGACACAUACAGAGACAAGACAGACAGACACGCAGAGUUUCAGGGCUGCCAACGUGUGAAGACUGGUUUUGGUGGAACAAUGAUGGACUUUGUGGCUGGCUGCAUGGGAGGUGCUGCUGGGGUUAUAGUAGGACAUCCUUUUGACACUGUAAAGGUUAGGCUACAAGUACAAAAUGCACACAAGCCUCUGUACAGGGGAACUUUUCACUGUUUCCAGUCCAUCAUCAAGCAAGAAUCAAUUUUUGGUCUUUACAAAGGCAUUGGUUCUCCUAUGAUGGGACUGACUUUCAUUAACGCCAUUGUCUUUGGUGUGCAAGGCAACACCAUGCGUCUGCUGAGAAACGACACUCCAACAAACCAAUUCCUAGCAGGAGCUGCUGCUGGAACCAUCCAGUGUGUAAUUUGUUGUCCAAUGGAACUGGCCAAGACGCGCAUGCAGAUGCAAGGUACUGGUGAAAAGAAGUCCACUCACAAGGUAUAUAAAAACUCACUGGACUGCCUGGCCCGGAUAUACCAGCGUGAGGGUAUGCGGGGCAUCAACAGGGGCAUGGUGGCCACCCUCAUCCGUGAGACACCUGCCUUCGGUGUGUACUUCCUUGUCUAUGAUGUGCUAACACGCUCACUAGGCUGUGAACCAAAUGACUCGUACAUGAUCCCCAAACUGAUGUUUGCUGGCGGUAUGUCAGGCAUUGCCUCAUGGCUUUCUACAUAUCCUGUGGAUGUGAUUAAGUCUCGCCUACAGGCUGAUGGUGUCGGAGGCAAGUUCCACUACAGUGGCAUCAUGGAUUGUAUACACAAGAGCUUAGCGCAAGAGGGAUGGCGCGUGUUUACGAGAGGCCUCACAUCCACUCUGCUCCGAGCUUUUCCUGUCAACGCAGCUACUUUCGCUACUGUAACACUCUUCCUCAUGUAUGUACGGCGAGAGGAAGCGCCCAAAGAUUGCGAAGCUGACCCUCAGAACAAUGCUCCUUUACAACAGCAACCACAACCUACCAGCAUGUAGUAACCUCCGUUUUCAGUACGUAUGCUAUGGCUGAGCAGCAUCUGCCCCUGUUACUGGACUGGAGGAAUGCUCUGCUUUGCUUUGGGACAAUGUCUACUGACACAGUCUGGAAAUCUGUAGAAAUAAUUAAUGCAACAUCAUACUGCAUUUUACAUAUAUAUUAUUUUUAUUUUAAAGUGUGAAGUGAAAGUGUAACUUGUUACUUAUAUGAAUACCAGUUGGUAGAAAUCUGACUUUUAAUACUACUGUCUAAAACCACUUUCCUUUCUUUAAAAAAAGAGAAGAAAAAAGGAUAAGUAUGUGUUCUGCUGAUGCUGAUAUUGCACAAAAGUCCAAUAAAUCUAACACAUUCUAUUACUUAUACAUUACCAUAAAUGGUAAUGAAAUAAAAUGUAAAAACUACUUUUUAGGUAAAGUAGUUUGUGAAAAUGUGAAAUACAGAUGGAAAAGUGCACUUUAGGGUACAUGCUUAUUUCUGUAAUUUAGCAGAAUUAUUAUAAUUUUUUUUUAUGUAGUGACUAUAGAACAGGCUUUUAAAAAAUUAAAGAAGCAAUGUCUCUCAUAGUAUACAUUUUGUCACCUUCUCCAACUAACCUUCAAUGUACUGUCUUUACUCUAGUUCUGCUAUUUUAUACACAAUGAUACUGCUGAUUAAUACAGACACAUUUAGAUUAGUUAGCAUUGCCUACCUGUGUUGGUUUCCUAGAAUUCAGGUACUAAGGUAGUUAAAUUGUAGUAAAGUUGAAACUCACCAUGAACCUACUGUACAGUAGUUAUGUAACUUCAUGCAUGUGAAAAAGAAGGAUUUCUAAAGAACUAGUAUAAUUACGAAUCCAUGUCUUUACCAUGCAACAAAUUGCACUUGACUUUACCAUUCGAAAUGGAUGCAUUUUUUUUUUUUUUUUAUAGUCAGUUUUGUUCGAGACUUCUGAUCUCAUUAGAUACCCAUAGUCACUGUGUAAGAGCAUGUAUUUCUUUCCUUUCAAUCAAUACAUGAUGAUGUUCUGUACUAAAAGACUGUUGUGGCUGCUCUAACUUGAAGCAUGUUUAAAUCAGUACUGCUGUACAAAAUGAUGUUAUUUUUGUUCAAUUAUAUUGUACAUAACAAAGCCUAUCCAAAGCUGUUGGAUGUGUGUGUGAGAGUCAUUGGGACUCGUGGGAUUUACUUGGAUUGUAUUGACAAUGUUUGUUUUUUUAUUUAAACCCAAUUUUAGCGGUUAGAGGAACCAGCACUAUUGUUUUACUUUAAGUUUACUGUUAUGUGUGACUUGUCCUUUAGGUCAUUACUUGUAUGCUGUACUUAAUGUACAAAUGUGUACUACAUUAAAACUUGAGCUUCAAAAAAUAAAGAUCAGUUUUAUUUUA
Molecule: messenger RNA, 2380 nt
Organism: Silurus meridionalis
Lineage: Eukaryota; Metazoa; Chordata; Actinopteri; Siluriformes; Siluridae
Product: solute carrier family 25 member 29
Exons: 5
Coding region: 92-1015 (307 amino acids)
Biological process (GO): mitochondrial L-ornithine transmembrane transport
Cellular component (GO): mitochondrion
Molecular function (GO): high-affinity L-arginine transmembrane transporter activity
Source: RefSeq, a predicted model, not a curated record